Panicum virgatum (switchgrass) is the source of this 1397-nucleotide messenger RNA. Its product is annotated as RNA-binding protein cabeza-like. The transcript has a single exon. NCBI's taxonomy places the organism in Eukaryota, Viridiplantae, Streptophyta, Magnoliopsida, Poales, Poaceae. The record is from RefSeq and is a predicted model, not a curated record. The coding region runs from base 552 to 1145 and encodes 197 amino acids.
GAUUAGGGACCUAAAAAUGUAUUUUCAAAGUUGAUGGACCUAGAUGAUAAAGACCUACAAAUUUAAGGGCCCGCCAUGCAUUUAACUCUUCUAGGAGCAACUUGCUACAUUAUCCUAGAAUCAGUAAAGGGAGAAAAAAGCAUAAUGGAAUGGGAUGGCACAACAUAAAGCGCGCACAAAACGCACUCAAAAUCACCAUCCAAUCAUCAAUCUAUGGCAUGGCCUAGGGGGGAAGAAGGGGAAUCCUAUGCCACCCUUUGUAGACCACACCUUUCGUCCUCCGCGGUUGAGCCAUCCAUCAUGCCGCCCUCCCCCCUCGGCCCAUCCUAGAUCCCUUCACGUUCCCAUCAAAAGCGCAGGGCAUCUCUUCCGUUGAUCCGUCCCGACCAGGCCCAUCCCCACCGUCCCCUCCCCCGCCGAUCACGAGGCCUCGCCGCGGACAAAACGCUCGCACGGGCCCCGAAGCCCCCCAUCCAAAUCACGCAGCACGCCACCACCGCUGACGCAGAGGAGAGAGAGGGUGGGGGAGGGAGGGAGGCGGCGGCAAGGCAAUGGCGACGCUGCCGCAGCGGUUCAAGCUGCUGGCGACGCGGUGCGCGGCGGGGGCGCCGAGCCCGUCCAGGAGCCCCGCGCCGGGGUACGCGGCCGGGGCCGCCAGCCCGGGGUACCGCCUGCGCCGCCGGGGCCGGGGCGGCGCGGGGGCCGGCGCCAGGCGCCGCGGACGCCUGCGCCGCUUCCUCAGCCGCCGCGGCGGCGGGGGCGGCGGGAGUGGCGGGGGCGAGCCCCUGGCGGCCGCGCGGCGGGGGGAGGAGGAGGACGACGACGUCAGGAGGCCGCUGUUCGGCGGAGGGGGCCGGGCGGGGGGCGGCGGCGGAGGGGGCCGCACGCUGCGGGAUCUGUUCGUGGCGUCCCCGGAGGCCGGGCGCCGCCGCGGGGGCUGCAGCUGCGACUGCGGCGCGGACGAGGAAGAUGGCGGCGGGAGGGCGGGCGCGGAUCCUGGCGGCGGCAGCGCGUGGCGGGGGAGCCGGAGGUUCGGCUCCGGCGGGCUGCGGAGCCUGCUGAUGCGGCGGAGCUGGCGGCCGGUGCUGAUGGCCAUCCCGGAGGCGGACGGCGGCAAGAUGGAGCUCGGCGCCAUCGAGGAGUGAAUAAUAAGAGGAGGGCACUAGGAGAACCCAACUGAGCGAGUGGAGUGGGGCUGGGAGCGGAUGGGGGGACCGGAUUCCCGCGUCGUCGUCUUCUUCCUGCAUCCAUCUGUUCUUGUUUUCCUGUGCUCCUCUCCCGACUUGUGGUGGUUCUUGGCUUCACCUUCCUGUUGGUGGCCGCCGCUGUGAAUAUGAUGCGAUUGAAACGCCAAAUUACCUUCCAUGGCCCAUGGCACGGGUAGCGCCCCUUUACUA